Molecule: messenger RNA, 1743 nt
Organism: Mus pahari (shrew mouse)
Lineage: Eukaryota; Metazoa; Chordata; Mammalia; Rodentia; Muridae
Product: fibronectin type III domain containing protein 3C1-like
Exons: 14
Molecular function (GO): protein binding
Source: RefSeq, a predicted model, not a curated record
AUAAGAGAUGCUGAACACAGAAGUGUGUCUGAAGUGGUUAGCUUCACAACACCAGGCUGUGAACCAGACCCUCCUCUUGCACCCACACUGCUUAGCAGAACCAAGAACAGCCUGACUUUACAAUGGAAAGGUUCCAAUGAAAAUGGAUCUAAACUAAGCAGCUUCCUUUUGGAAUGGGAUGAGGGUAAAGGUGAAGACUUCAAAAGUUGUUAUAAUGGGCUCCUGAAACAGCACAAGCUCUUUAAACUGAGCCCUUCAACAAAGUAUUCCUUCCGAUUAGCUGCCAAAAAUGACUUUGGCUGCAGUGAUUUCAGUGAAACAGCGGUCUUCUAUACAUCAGGAAAUCCGCCUCCACCACCACUGCCACCUAAGUUGAAAGAAGCAGGAAUCUACAGUUUGUCUCUAGAGUGGUGUGCCCCAACAAACCCAAACCCAAAUGGCACUCUUACUUAUGUGCUAGAGAUGGAGGAAGAAAACUUUGGAAUAGGCUUCAAACCUACAUAUGAUGGAGAAGACCUCACCUGUACCAUAAGAAAUCUUCAGAGAAAUACUACGUACAAGUUUCGGAUUUUUGCCUGCAAUCUGGAUGGAAGGAGUAAACCCAGUGGAGAAGUAAAAUAUACUACUCUUCCAGCUAGGCCUGGAUGCCCUAAAAAGCCAUAUGUAGUGGGAGCAAUUCAUGCACGCCAAGUGACAAUUGGAUGGGACUUACCGAAAGACAAUGGUGGAAUGAACAUUUCAUGUUACAGCCUACAAAUUUGUGAAACUUCAGAUGGUGCAAAUCUCUGGAAAAUAAUCUACAAUGGCACUCUACAGGAAUUUCUGUAUGAUGACCUCCAACCAGGCACCACAUAUAAACUGAGAGUCUUUUGCACUUCCCCUGCAGGCCAAAGCCGUCCUUCAGAUGUAUUGACUAUUCAGACACCUACUCUUCCUCCUGAGUCUUGCCAUUCACAGCCCUUCCGUGGUAAAACCAAGGGCAAGGAUGCCAACCUUCCUGACAAUUGUUCUGUUAAUGGGAAGCUGAAAGCAUCUGUGUGCGACAAAAAAGCAAAAGGUCCUCAUCAGGACAGAAAAGAGUGCCCCAGCUCUAAAAAGAAAUGUGCAGCCACAAAAACUAAAAAUAAUAGCUCAAAUAUCUAUCAAUUUUCUGUCAUUUACCGUGGGCCAGAUGUGACUCACAAAGUACAAAAGUUGAGUGAGUAUACAGGAUACAAGUUUAAAAUCCAGGCAUGUAAUGAAGCUGGGGAAGGACCAGAGUCUGACAUCUACACUUUCACUACUACAAAGUCCCCACCCACUGCACUUAAAGCACCUAAAGUCCAUCCACUGAAUAACAACUGUUGUGAGAUCAAAUGGGAGUCUUUGGAGCCAAUUGAAGGUGAUCCCAUUGUUUACUGCCUUCAAGUCAACACUGGAAAAAAGGCUAUUCAGAUUUACAAAGGACCGAACACUUCCUUUUCCUUUUCCAACUAUCAUGCAAAUUCACGCUAUCGCUUCAAGGUCUGUGCAGCACGCAGAUAUGAAACCUCCAACGGUCUUCAAGAGCUGUGGGGGCCAUAUAGUCCCAGUGCUCUUUUCUCAACUUAUAAGCAUCACUCUGGGCAUGGAAAAGGCAAUGGGGGUAAAGGAAAAGGCAAACACAAUGAGAAAGUGGGAAAGUACAGGAUAGGGUUUGCACUUAUUGCUGUUUUGUGUGCUGUUGCUAUUCAGUACUUCCUUUUCAUAUAUUCAACCAUUUAG